Messenger RNA from Centruroides sculpturatus (bark scorpion), 472 nucleotides. RefSeq names its product DNA mismatch repair protein Mlh1-like. The transcript has 3 exons. The record is from RefSeq and is a predicted model, not a curated record. Lineage: Eukaryota; Metazoa; Arthropoda; Arachnida; Scorpiones; Buthidae. The coding region runs from base 22 to 399 and encodes 125 amino acids.
UUCCUACAGACAAAGGCGGAAAUGCUGGAUGAUUAUUUUUCUUUUGAAAUUGACAAGGAUGGAAAUUUGUGUGGAUUACCUUUGUUAUUGGAAAAAUACAUUCCAAAUUUAGAAGGACUUCCUAUAUACAUGCUGAGAUUAGCAACCGAAGUAGAAUGGAACAAAGAGCAAGAAUGUUUCCAGACAUUUUGUCGGGAAACCGCCCGUUUCUUUUCCCUUCCACCAAAUUCGAAUAAAUCCGAAAAUGAGGAAAGAACGGAAUGGGAGUGGAUGAUGGAACACGUCCUUUUUUCUUCUUUCCGAUCUUCCUUUCUUCCACCUUCCCACUUUGCCGAAGAUAGUACGGUAUUACAAUUGGCAAAUUUACCGGAUCUGUAUAAAGUGUUUGAGCGUUGUUAAACUCUGAGGUAUUUUUAUGUAUAAAACACUGUAUAUAAAUAUAGUUGAAACAUAGUUUUUAAUGACAUUUGUG